Molecule: messenger RNA, 1051 nt
Organism: Trifolium pratense (red clover)
Lineage: Eukaryota; Viridiplantae; Streptophyta; Magnoliopsida; Fabales; Fabaceae
Product: plant UBX domain-containing protein 1
Exons: 7
Coding region: 167-898 (243 amino acids)
Biological process (GO): protein-containing complex disassembly
Molecular function (GO): ATPase binding
Source: RefSeq, a predicted model, not a curated record
GUAGGUCGUUGCAUAUAAUUUAUUUAUUUUUUUAAGGAGAAAACUUUUUUUUUGUUGACAAAGGAGAAAACAUUUACCAUAAUAAAAAUCAAUAUUUACGAAAUUAUAAAUAGUUUUUCGCUCCUAUAGAACAAGACAUUAUCACUGCUCAUUCUGUAAUUCUCUGAUGGUUGUUGAUCCCUCUUUUCCUCAAACAUCCAAACGAAGAAGAAUCACCAACGUUUAUUCCAUGGCAACAAUUGCAGAGAUGCAUGAAAAAUUUGGGCGAGAGAUUCGUGUGUUUGAAACAUUAUCACUUUCUGCAUCACCAAAUGCUGCAGAAAACAAAGAAGAGGAGCCUGAAGAGUUCUACGAGUUCACAGCUGAAGAUUAUUACAAAAUUUUGGCUACUAAAAAGGAUGAUAAAUAUCUGAAGACUCGAAAACUCCGAGAAGCAGAUUUGGCGGCUCGCAGGUCAAGAAUGACCAAGGCUGUAAUUAGAGUUCGCUUCCCUGAUAAUCACACAUUGGAAGCUAACUUUCAACCUUCAGACACUAUCCAGAGUUUAAUUGAUCUCCUCAAUAAAGUGAUUGCACAACCAGAAAAGCCAUUUUACUUAUAUACUACUCCGCCAAAGAAGCUGAUCAGAGACGUAUCUCAGGAUUUCUAUGCUGCUGGAUUUUGUCCUGGAGCCAUUGUGUACUUUUCUUAUGAUGUUUCAAAAGGUGAUGGAAGCGAUGAUGGCCCAUACCUACUAGAAGAGGUGUUAUCUUUGAAGAGUGCUAAUGAUCAAGGUCAACCGUCUGAGCCAUUACAGUCCGCGCCAGUGUCUGCUGAGCCUGUCGUGCAAGCUCCUCCUGUUGAAGAACGAAAACCGGCCGAGAAAAAGAUUGUUAAGCCAAAGUGGUUGAAAAUGUAAUAUCAUGUGGUCAACAGUAAUUAAGUGGUUAGUUGAUGGUGGAAAUUUGUUCUGUGCAUGUAUGUAUGAAAAAGUGGUUGAAAAUGUGAUAUCAUUUUUGUUACUUUUUCUCAUAGUUAAUGCUAUUUGACAUAUAUGGAUUAUGGAUCUUAA